AUGCGGGCUCUCGUUCAAUUGCCUCGGGUCUUCCCCGCAUCUCCCCGCACGAGGGUGGCCGCCCACUGUCGCCCACCGACUCUUCUUACACAGCACAGAACAGUCCGCUUGCGAAGUGACGUGAGUCCGACCAGUCUCAAGAAUAACUCGAGCAAGAAUGGGGACUCGGAUUCUUCAAGUGACAGCAAGCCUUCGGGCUUUGCCUCCUUGGGCAACACUCUUCUAUUAUCCGCAUUGGCUGCCGGGGCCGGUUACGCAUAUGCAGUCACUUCUAAGAAGGAACAAUCAAGCCAGCCUCAGUACGGGUCAGGGAAGGACUUUACAAAGGCUAUUGCAGAGCUGCGAGUCGUCCUAGGCGAGGAUGCCAUCAGCACGGACGAGGACGAUCUUCAACGCCAUGGAUUCUCAGAAUGGUCCAGUGUCAAUGCAGACCGUCUACCGGUCGCCAUCGCCUACCCGAAUAACACUGAGGACGUCUCCAAAAUCGCUCAGGUAUGCCACAAAUAUCGGAUGCCAAUGGUUCCUUUUUCCGGCGGUUCCAGUCUCGAGGCCAAUUUCUCUGCCCCGCACGGAGGCUUGACUAUAGAUUUCGCUUCGAUGAACAAGAUUCUCGAGUUGCAUGAAUUCGACAUGGACGUUGUGGUGCAGCCUUCGAUCCAAUGGAUGGAUCUCAACGAGAAGAUCAAGGACAGUGGCCUUUUCUUCCCGGUUGACCCCGGCCCAUCUGCAAUGAUUGGUGGGAUGGUUGGCACGAAUUGCAGUGGAACAAAUGCUGUGAGAUAUGGAACUAUGAAAGACUGGGUCAUCAACCUCACGGUUGUCCUGGCCGACGGCCGAAUUAUCAAGACACGUCGCCGUCCACGCAAAACAUCGGCAGGGUAUAAUUUGACGGGACUAUUCGUAGGUUCCGAGGGGACACUUGGUAUGGUGACUGAGGCUACCCUCAAAUUAGCUCCUAUCCCAGAGCAGACACGAGUUGGCGUCGUGACCUUCCCGACCGUGCGCGAUGCUGCUUCGACCGCCAUGCAGCUUAUUCGACAAGGUAUCCUGGUACAGUGCGUGGAAAUCUUGGACGAGGUCCAGAUGGACGUCAUCAACCGGGCCGGUGGCACCGGACGCACGUGGAAGACGUUGCCCACACUGUUCUUCAAGUUUUCUGGCACGAAGGCAGGGGUCGCUGACAGCAUCAACUUAACCACCAAGUUAGCCAAAGGGAACAAUGCCAGCUCCUUUGAAUUUGCACGAGACGAGCGUGAAGCUCAUGACCUGUGGUCUGCGCGGAAGCAAUCACUGUGGAGUAUGCUGUCGCUAAGGGAAAAGGGGUCUGAGGUAUGGUCUACAGACGUUUCGGUGCCCAUUUCCAGACUGCCAGAUAUCAUCGAAAUUUCCAAGAAGGAACUAGACAAUCUUGGCCUGUUUGCCAGCAUUCUCGGGCACAUCGGUGAUGGGAAUUUUCACGCAAGUAUUCUGUACGACCGCGGCGAUCCCAAGGAGCUGGAGCGAGUGGAGAAGGUUGUGUACGAUAUGGUCGAUCGGGCCCUAGAGAUGGAGGGUUCAUGCACUGGCGAACAUGGUGUUGGUCUGGGCAAGAAGGGUUCCUUGAAGAAGGAACUUGGCCCGGACACGAUAGAUGUUAUGCGCUCUAUCAAGCAAUCACUCGAUCCCCAUUGGUUACUCAACCCAGGGAAGAUCUUUGAUUAUGAACGUAGGGCAUAGAGUGCAUUUCCAUAUGAAAGAUUCUCCAUUGCAUUUCGGAUCAUUCUCGAAAUGUACUGGUACAAGUGGCCAUUUCGAAAAAAUUGAAUGAUUAUAAC
Messenger RNA from Aspergillus aculeatinus CBS 121060, 1814 nucleotides. RefSeq names its product FAD-binding oxidoreductase. Gene Ontology annotation, molecular function: D-lactate dehydrogenase (cytochrome) activity; FAD binding; D-lactate dehydrogenase (NAD+) activity. The transcript is spliced from 4 exons. NCBI's taxonomy places the organism in Eukaryota, Fungi, Ascomycota, Eurotiomycetes, Eurotiales, Aspergillaceae. The coding region runs from base 1 to 1716 and encodes 571 amino acids. Gene Ontology annotation, biological process: lactate catabolic process. Gene Ontology annotation, cellular component: mitochondrion. The record is from RefSeq and is a predicted model, not a curated record.